This is a messenger RNA of Rana temporaria (common frog), 3718 nucleotides long. Its product is annotated as zinc finger protein 480-like. Gene Ontology annotation, biological process: regulation of cytokine production; negative regulation of transcription by RNA polymerase II; regulation of immune system process. The record is from RefSeq and is a predicted model, not a curated record. The coding region runs from base 1013 to 3421 and encodes 802 amino acids. The transcript has 5 exons. Lineage: Eukaryota; Metazoa; Chordata; Amphibia; Anura; Ranidae.
UUUCCGGGAUUCCACACAGGAAGAUCAUAUCUACGCACACCAUCAUCAGGUAGAUGGAUCCAGUAAUGGGAACUCACCAGAGAGAGGUGCCCGUCCUCUUUUUUCGCGACACUCCACACAGGAAGAUCAUAUCUAUGCACUCCGUGACAAUGUAGAUGGAUCCAGUAAUGGGAGCCCACCAGAGAAAUGUCUCCGACCUCUGUAUUCCCGGGAUUCCACACUGGAAGAUCAUAUCUACGCACAAGAUGACAAGAUAGAAGGAUCCAGUAAUGGGAACUCUCCAGAGAGAUGUCCUCGUCCUUUGUAUUCCCGGGAUUCCAUACAGGACGAUCAUAUCUACGCACACCAUGAUCGUGUAGAUGGAUCCGGUCUUUCUGGUGGGAACUCACCAGAAAGAUGUCCCCAUUCUCAGAAUUCCUGGGAUUCGACACAGAAAGAUCAUAUUUACGCACAACAUGACAAGGUAGAUGAAUCCAGUAAUGGGAACUCUCCAGAGAGAUGUCCUCGUCCUUUGUAUGCCCAGGAUUCCAUACAGGACGAUCAUAUCUACCCACACCAUGAUCGUGUAGAUGGAUCCGGUCUUUCUGGUGGGAACUCACCAGAAAGAUGUCCCCAUUCUCAGAAUUCCUGGGAUUCGACACAGAAAGAUCAUAUUUACGCACAACAUGACAAGGUAGAUGAAUCCAGUAAUGGGAACUCUCCAGAGAGAUGUCCUCGUCCUUUGUAUGCCCAGGAUUCCAUACAGGACGAUCAUAUCUACCCACACCAUGAUCGUGUAGAUGGAUCCGGUCUUUCUGGUGGGAACUCACCAGAAAGAUGUCCCCAUUCUCAGAAUUCCUGGGAUUUGACACAGAAAGAUCAUAUUUAUGCACAACAUGACAAGGUAGAUGGAUCCAGUAAUGGGAACUCAACAGAGAGAUGUCCCUGUCCACUUUAUUCCCGAGAUUCCACACAGAAAGAUCAUAUCUAUGCACAACAUGAUCAUAAUGAUCAUGUAGAUGGAUCCAGUAAUAUGAAUUUACCAGAAAGAUGUCCCUAUCCUCUGAAUUCCCGGGAUUCAACACAGGAAGAUCAUAUCUAUGCACAUAAUGAUCAAAAAGAUGGAUACAGUACUGGGAACCCAUUAGAGAGAAGUCCCCAUCCUCUGUAUUCCCUGAAUUCCACACAGGAAGAUCAUAUCUACACCCACAAUGAUCAAACAGAUGGAUCCAUUAAUGGGAACCCACCAGAGAGUUGUCCUCGUCCUCUGUAUUCCCGGGAUGCCACACAGGGAGAUCAUAUCUACGCACACCAUGAUAGGGUAGAUGGAUCCAGUAAUGGAAACCCACCAGAGACAUGUCCCCAUCCUCUGUAUUCCCAAAGUUCCACACAGGAAGAUCAUAUCUAUGCACACAAUGAUCAAACAGAUGGAUCCAGUAAUGGGAACCCACCAGAGAGAUGUCCGCGUCCUCUGUAUUCCGGGGAUUCCAUACAGGAUGAUCAUAGCUACGCACACCGUGAUCAACUAGAUGGAUCCAGUAAUGGGAACCCACCAGAGAAUUGUCCUCGUCUUCUGUAUUCCCGGGAUUUCACACUGGAAGAUCACAACUAUGCUCAACGCUAUCAGUGUGAUGAUCUGAUGAAUAUGGAAGUUGGGAGCGAAGCAGAAGAAGCGGAGGUCAAUAUGAGGGGUGAUCAGAAGUCAACGGAGGAAAGUGGGAUGAUGGCGACAGACAUUGAGAAGAGGUUUUCUAUGGACGACACUAAAGAUGGAUCCAGUAAUGGAAACCCACCAGAGAAAUGUCCCCGUCCUCUGUAUUCCCGGGAUUCCACGCAGGAAAAUCAUAUUUACGCACACCAUGAUCAUGUAGAUGGAUCCAGUAAUGGAAACCCACCAGAGAAAUGUCCCCGCCCUCUGUAUUCCCGGGAUUCCACACAAAAAGAUCACACCAUACCCCACCAUCAUCAGGAUGAAGAAUUGAUUAAUAGGAAAACUGAGGUUGAAAAGGAGAAAGAAGAAACAUAUGAGAAGGGUGAUCAGCAAAUUAUGGAGAAGGAUGAAAUGAUGAACACUGCUAAAGAGGUGGACUCUUCCCCAGAUAUCAGCUCAGGUUAUAAUGCAGAAGAUAAGGGCAUCGCGCAAUGUCCUCCAGAAGCAAAUCCUAUUACUGAUAAUAUAUGUGACAGACCUCACCAUUUGGAGGAAUCGAUGGAUACGUCUAAUCCUGAGGAACCUUCUGAUAAAUCCCAUACUAUGACCUCAGAUGUCCAUCUAAGAUCAAUGGGUCCUUCUAAUCCUGAGGAACCUUCUGAUAAAUCCCGCACUAUGACAUCAGAUGUCCAUCUAAGAUCAAUGGGUCCUUCUAAUCCUGAGGAAUCUUCGAAUAAUUCCCAUACUAUGAAAUCAGAUGUCCAUCUAAGAUCAAUGGAUCCUUCUAAUCCUGAGGAACCUUCUGAUAUAUCCCAUACUAUGACAUCAGAUGACCAUCUAAGAUCAAUGGAUCCUUCUAAUCCUGAAGAACCUUCUGAUAAAUCCCAGCCUAGGACUUCUAUUUUCCAACCAAAAUCUGAAAGUGCGGAUACAACACGAGAUCCAUCUCGGGGAUGUCACACGGGUGAAGGUCCUUCUUCCUUUUCAUAUUUUGCUCGGAGAGAAAAGCCUAAUCUACCCCAAGAAAGUCACACAGGCAAGCCCUUAUUCUCAUGUUUAAAGUGUGGGAAAAGUUUCAACCACGAAGUGGAGCUUCUGAGACACCAGGAAAUUCAUACAGAUUUUUUUACCUGUUCGGAGUGUGGAAAAUGCUUCACCCGUAAAGCAAAUCUUCUUGACCACCUCAGAAUUCACACAGGGAAGUCUCUUUUUUCAUGUUCAGAGUGCGGGAAAUGUUAUACUCAGAAAGCAAAGCUUAAGAGACACCAGAAAAGUCACACCAAUGGGCGCCCAUUCUCAUGCUUAGACUGCGGGAAAACUUUCACUCAGAGAACGGGUCUUCUAAGCCACCAAAGAAUUCAUACAGGUGAGGACCCUUAUGCCUGUUCAGAAUGCGGAAAGUGUUGCUUUGAUAAAAAAGCACUUCUUACGCACCAGAGACAUCACACAGGUGAGCGCCCCUUUUCAUGUCAAGAGUGCGGGAAGAGUUUCAUCCACAAAGAAUACCUUCAUAACCACUUCAAAAUUCACACAGGCGUGCGUCGUUUCACGUGCACGGAGUGCGGGAAAAGUUUCCUUUACAACAGAGACCUUACUAUACACCACAGAGUACACACGGGCGAGCGACCUUUUUUGUGUUCGGAGUGCGGGAAGUGUUUCCCUUUCAAAAGUGGACUCGUUACACACCAGAGAGUUCACACGGGCGAGCGCCCCUAUGCUUGUGCAGAGUGUGGAAAAUGUUUCAUCGAGAAAGGAGGACUCCUUAAGCAUCUGAGGAUUCACAUGGGUUAAACUUCCCUUUUGGAUGUUCAGAGUGCGGGGAGUGAUUCACUCAGAAAUAGUACUUCUUACACAGGGGGGAGCUUCCCUACUCUGCUUAUGCUCCACCUAGCCUCUCCAGAAGUCCUCUUGAUGUUCCGAGAGUGAAAAUAAAUUAAGUAAAUAAGUAAAAUAAAUUUGAUUACACAGAGUGCUCACAGCUGCUAACAAGGUUGAAAAGGUACGAUGGCAGCAAAUGUAUGUAAACCCGAACAAUGAACUUCUUUUCUGUUGUCCCUUUUUGUUCUGUUAAAUAAACCAUUGAAAGCA